This is a messenger RNA of Notechis scutatus (mainland tiger snake), 2303 nucleotides long. It is a transcript of the gene NAPA, whose product is annotated as NSF attachment protein alpha. Gene Ontology annotation, molecular function: soluble NSF attachment protein activity; syntaxin binding. Gene Ontology annotation, biological process: SNARE complex disassembly; regulation of synaptic vesicle priming; intracellular protein transport. NCBI's taxonomy places the organism in Eukaryota, Metazoa, Chordata, Lepidosauria, Squamata, Elapidae. The record is from RefSeq and is a predicted model, not a curated record. Gene Ontology annotation, cellular component: terminal bouton; synaptobrevin 2-SNAP-25-syntaxin-1a complex; vacuolar membrane.
AAUCCUGAAGGGAGAAAGACCGCGGUGAGGGGAAGCGGUUGCGCUCGUCCGUCCGGCCUCUAGUUUCCCCUCCCCCCUCAGCUUCGGCUUCUUCGCGAGGCGCGGGCCCGCUCUCCGCCGGCCAUGGCGAUGGACACCAGCGGCAAGGAGAAGGAGGCGCUGCAGCUGCUCGCCGAGGCGGACAAGAAGAUCCGCGGCUCCCACGGCUUCUUCUCGGGGCUCUUCGGAGGUGGCUCCUCCAGGAUUGAAGAAGCCUGCGAUAUCUAUGCCAGAGCAGCUAAUAUGUUCAAAAUGGCCAAGAACUGGAGUGCUGCUGGGAACGCAUUCUGUCAGGCGGCUCAGCUCCACCUCCAGCUUCAGAACAAGCAUGACGCAGCCAUGAGCUUUGUGGACGCCGGCAAUGCUUUCAAAAAGGCUGAUCCUCAAGAGGCCAUUAAUUGUCUCCUCAGAGCUAUUGAGAUCUACACAGACAUGGGCCGUUUCACCAUUGCAGCCAAGCACCAUAUAACCAUAGCUGAGAUCUACGAGACUGAGCUGGUGGACAUUGAAAAGGCAAUUGCUCAUUACGAACAAGCUGCAGAUUACUAUAAAGGUGAAGAAUCAAACAGCUCUGCCAACAAAUGUUUGCUGAAAGUGGCUACCUAUGCAGCUCAGCUGGAGCAGUACCAGAAAGCUAUUGAAAUCUAUGAGCAGGUUGGAACCAGUGCCAUGGAUAGUCCCUUGCUGAAAUACAGCGCGAAGGAAUACUUCUUCAAAGCGGCCCUCUGUCAUUUCUGCAUUGACAUGCUCAAUGCCAAGCUGGCUAUACAGAAGUACGAAGAAAUGUUCCCUGCUUUCUCAGAUUCCAGAGAAUGCAAACUGGUUAAAAAAUUGCUGGAUGCUCAUGAGGAACAGAAUAUUGACAGUUACACUGAAUCAGUGAAGGAAUACGACUCAAUCUCUCGCCUGGACCAAUGGCUGACCACCAUGCUUCUGCGCAUCAAGAAAACCAUACAGGGUGAAGAGGAAGACCUGCGUUAAAAAAACAAACCAACCCCUCUUGCCCUCCGUCUUCAGGCCCGUUAUUUGCAGAACUCUGCCUGGAUCACCUCUGGGGGAAAAAAAAAAGAGGGUCUUGGCACGAAGGAAUUAGACUCAAGUGGCAAAUUCUUCAUUUUCCCUUCCUUUCUCAUCCCGCCUUUUUGCGCUGCAGUGAACAGGGCUGGGAUACGUCACCUGUGGACUACUCCGGAGAGACUUGAAGUCCUCCAAGCCUCGCUUCCUGAGUCAGCAUUUACAUCCUCCUCCCCAUGGUUUCGCUGAUGGUUUAAUAUUUAAAGCAUCUUUUUUUAAGUUUGGUUUUUGUUGAUGGUGCCAUUCUCUUUUCCUUCUACCCAAAAUCUUAAUGGAAACUGAUUCGGAGAACGGCUUCUUCUUCACCGCAGAAAGAACAGCUUUUGAUAUUUGUGGCUUCAUCUCAUUCCCCCCCCCCCCUCCCCUUUUGGCCGCAGCAGUUCCAGGCAUUGCAAGGCUAGAUUCCUUGAGUUUUGGUCAACCCUUCUCCUUCCAAAAUUAAUAUUUUAAAGGUGGGCAGAAUGGCGCUGAUCUCUAAAUGAAGGAGCCGGGCUUGCGAAGCAUCUCUCACCUGCCUUGUUUCAAACAAGGCAGGAAAACCCAGAAAACCCCCCCCCCCCUCACAAAUGCUGUCCUUGAGCUGUACGGAAUAAUCCUGCUUCAUUCCAUGUUUCUUUCUUGCACCCUGAAUGAUCUUGAAUUUAUGUGUAUGAACUCAGUUUAUCCCUUCAGAGCAGGAGUGCCCAACCUUGGCAACUUUUAUGACUUGUGGAGUUUUAAUUCCCAGAAUUCCCCAGCCAGCCAGAAGUCCACAGGUCUUAAAAGUUGCCAAGAUUGGACACCCCGCCUUUAGAGAUUGGUGCAGAAGUCUGGCGUUGUAUAUCCAUGUCAAGAGCGAUAUAGGAUAUCCAGUCUCCUCUCCCUCCUUGGCAAGAGGCAAAUCAAUCUUGAACUAUGCAGCAGGUAGCCAAAAAAACCCUCCUAAUUUAAAACUUAGAAGCGCUGUGUGCAAAGCUGUCUUGAGCGCUCGUCUCGCAUGGUUUCCUCUCCCUUCUGGCUUAGUUUGAAAAGAGCAUUUCUCCAGCCAAGUGUUCUGUAUACAUUGUCAUAAAAGCUGCCGUAUUUUUUUUCCUCCCCAUGUCUUUGCUUUUAAGAGAAAGUGCUUUAUCAUGUAAUCUAGCAUCUUCAUGAAGGUUUCUCAUAUUUAAUGUUUCCUUAACUCCGUUGUUGGAAGGCGGACUUAAAUUCUG